UCUCUUCCAGACGCGCCAUGGCUGAGGCGUCCCGUUGGCAGCAAGGCGGGACUCCAAAACAUAAGCUGCAUUUCAGAAAGGAAGACGAAAUUAAAACCACACUUCAGGAGUUGUUACUCUACUUUAUUUUUUUAAUAAACUUAUGCAUAUUGACUUUUGGGAUGGUAAACCCACAUAUGUAUUAUUUAAACAAAGUUAUGUCAUCUCUGUUUUUGGACACUUCUGCACCUGGUGAUGAAAGAUCCAACUUUAAGUCUAUUCGAAGCAUAACUGAUUUUUGGAAGUUUAUGGAAGGACCCCUUUUGGAAGGUCUGUACUGGGAUUCAUGGUACAAUAACAACAAGUUGUAUAAUUUAAAGAACAGCAGUCGCAUCUACUAUGAGAACAUACUUUUAGGAGUCCCCAGAGUCCGUCAACUAAAAGUCCGCAACAACACAUGCCAAGUUUAUUCAUCCUUUCGGUCUUUGAUGAGUGAAUGUUAUGCCAAAUACACUUCUAAAAAUGAAGACACAUCUGAUUUUGGCCUUAACAGUGAUACUGAAUGGAAGUACUCUUCUGCUACUAUCAGCUCCCCUCGGCACUGGGGAUUUCUUGGUGUUUACCAAAAUGGGGGAUAUAUUUUCACUUUAUCAAAAUCAAAAUCUGAAACAAAAAGCAAAUUUGUUACCCUUCGACAGAACAGCUGGAUCACAAGAGAGACUAGAGUUAUUUUUAUUGACUUUUCGUUAUACAAUGCUAAUGUAAAUCUGUUUUGCAUCAUCAGAUUGGUGGCAGAAUUCCCUGCAACUGGAGGAGUACUUACUUCAUGGCAGUUUUACUCUGUGAAGCUCCUCAGAUAUGUUAGCUACUAUGAUUAUUUUAUUGCUUCCUGUGAAAUCACAUUUUGUAUUUUUCUUAUUGUCUUCACCGCACAAGAAGCCAAAAAAAUGAAAGAAUUUAAGUCUGCCUAUUUCAAAAGUAUUUGGAACUGGCUAGAAUUACUCCUUUUGGUGUUGUGUUUUGUGGCUGUUUUCUUCAACUCAUACUGUAAUAUACAAAUUUUUCUCUUACUUGGACAGUUGUUAAAAAAUACUGAAAAAUAUUCAGACUUCUAUUUUCUUGCCUAUUGGCACAUUUAUUACAACAAUAUAAUUGCUAUUACCAUCUUCUUUGCAUGGAUAAAGAUAUUCAAAUUCAUAAGCUUUAACAAGACAAUGUCUCAGCUGUCAUCAACUUUGUCCCGCUGUAUGAAAGACAUAGUAGGAUUUGCCAUCAUGUUUUUUAUAAUAUUCUUUGCUUAUGCCCAGUUAGGAUUUCUUGUUUUUGGAUCACAGGUUGAUGAUUUUUCCACUUUUCAAAAUUCCAUAUUUGCACAGUUUCGAAUUGUUCUUGGGGAUUUUAAUUUUGCUGGUAUUCAACAAGCCAAUCGUAUCUUGGGACCCAUUUACUUCAUCACCUUCAUCUUUUUCGUGUUCUUUGUCCUAUUGAACAUGUUCUUGGCAAUAAUUAAUGAUACCUAUUCUGAAGUGAAAGCUGAUUAUUCAAUAGGCAGAGUGCCGGAUUUUGAACUUGGUAAAAUGAUUAAAAAGAGUUACGACAAUGUUCUCGAAAAACUCAAACUAAAGAAACCGCAAAAGGAUGAAAAAAGUGGAGAUUUGGUUGAACAAGCCAGAAGAGAAGGCUUUGACGAAACUGAGAUUCGAAGUGCAGAGCAAAUGAAAAAAUGGAAGGACAGGCUUGAGAAAAAGUAUUAUUCCACAGAAAUUCAAGAUGACUACCAGCCUGUCACUCAACAAGAAUUUCGAGACCUCUUUUUAUAUGCUGUGGAGCUGGAGAGAGAAUUACACUACAUCAGUUUAAAACUAAACCGAGUGAUGAGAAAGGUUUCAGCUCUACCCUGAGUCAAGUGGAGGUGAGACUGUGAUGCAAUCACUGAACAUUUCUAACAAAGAUUCACUCCUGUAUUGAAUUAUGUCCUUAACUUGUCCUCAUUUCAGGUACACUAAACUACCUAUUAUCAAACUAUCGUCAGGGUCAAUAAUCAUCAUCAAAUGAUUUCCAGGACUGAAAUGCCCCUGAAUGGGACCCACUGUAUAUAAUCCAUGCAUAUUACAACAUGCCUCCAGAGUAUACACACACUGGUUCACACAGAGAAUUUUAUAACAAAUUAUUAUUAAAAUCUAGGAGUGUGAAGGAGUGUGAAGUACAAAAUAAUGCUGCUUCUAGUUCAUGGGGCAGAUCUCUAAUAGUUUAAUAGGUAAAGACAGUUUUCUUAGUGCUUCACAGAGUAUAAGAAAUGUUGGUGCUCUCAUCAUACACCAUGUUCCAAAUUCCUCCGACCAUAAACAAUAAAUGCUCAGGAUUCCGUAAAAUCAUCAUGUAACACCCCAAGCAAAAUAAUCUCACCUCCAUUCUUCCAAUUUGAAGCUCCCAUAAAAAGCGAAAAUGUAAAAGAACUUCUCAACCACCUACAAAAAUAUCACUAAUAUCUUCAAAGUGGAAAUUCACUUAGACAGUUUCUAAAAUAACACAUCUAAAGUAUCUCUAAAGUGCUUCAUCAACUACUUUAAAAGCAAAAUACACUUAAAAAAAUAAAGACAAAGAUAGGAGCAUCAGGAUUAUAAAAAGUCAAGUUAUAUUUGAAAAGUAUAAAUGGGAGUGCUACAAAAACCCUGUUUGGAUAGUUGGAAAGUUAUGUAUGGCUGGCAUUUUGGAAACUGGAAGUAAACUCUAAUUUCUUUAGGUUACAUAAGCCCUUCCAGAAGAACCAUAUGUUCUCUUAGCCCAAGCAACAGCAUUUGAUCAUAGUACUCAACUCCCACAUUGAUGCUCUAUAGACUCUGGAUUUUAAAACUUGAAUAAAGGUAUUUUUAAAUCUACCAACCUUGCUCAGACCAAGCUCUUCUCUUAGAGACUAUAUAUCAAGUUUUCUUAAUAGGAUAAUUCACUGCAACAAGAAAUGCUGACUAUUCCCUCUGCAUCUUUUCCUUACAUUUCCACAGGGGAUGGCUUUCCCCUGUCUUACCAUGCCCCAAGUCGGCCAGGAGGUUUACUAACCCUG
Molecule: messenger RNA, 3040 nt
Organism: Pteropus alecto (black flying fox)
Lineage: Eukaryota; Metazoa; Chordata; Mammalia; Chiroptera; Pteropodidae
Gene: PKD2L2
Product: polycystin 2 like 2, transient receptor potential cation channel
Exons: 14
Coding region: 18-1880 (620 amino acids)
Biological process (GO): detection of mechanical stimulus
Cellular component (GO): membrane
Molecular function (GO): calcium ion binding; calcium channel activity
Source: RefSeq, a predicted model, not a curated record